This is a messenger RNA of Vicia faba (fava bean), 1308 nucleotides long. The record is from the annotation of a GenBank genome assembly. NCBI's taxonomy places the organism in Eukaryota, Viridiplantae, Streptophyta, Magnoliopsida, Fabales, Fabaceae.
AUGCAGGGGAGUUCGAAUGCAGUGGUGAUAGAAACCCUAAGAAAUAAGGGUUGGUAUUUGCAAGACACCGACGAUCUUAAGGCAAUCAUCGUUAUUCAAACUGCACUUGCCGAUCACCCUUCCAACGUCUUACACUCCGUCGAAUCGGAGCUCCUCAAUUCCGACCUCAGAUCCAUCGGAGCCAAAUCCUUGCCCGAACCAUCUCUUCUUCGUAACCCUUCUUUUUACCUCCAGGGACCCAAAGUUCUUCAGAUAUCUUCGGUGAGGGACAUAUCCAUGAGCAGUGUGGAUAACCUUUCAAGAAAUUCAAGUGGUCGACGCGUUCUGAGAUUGUGUCUCACAGAUGGUCACUCCGAGAUAACUGCUAUAGAAUACUCUCACAUUCCAUUCUUACCUGACAAUGUUGUUCCCGGCACGAAGAUUCGUUUGGAAAAUAAAGUUCCGGUUCGUAGCAGUAUAGCUUGCUUAAAUCCCAAAGUAUUGACUGUAUUAGGGGGUGUUGUUCAAUCACUACAUGAAGAAUGGCAGAUGAAUCAAAAAUAUGCAGGCUUCUCUCGGUCAUCUUUAAGGCAGCUAGAGGAUCGUGAUACAGGUGGUCCUCCUCCAUUCGUGAAGCUGCAGGUUGGAUCUAUCUCAGGUUAUGCAGAUGAGAACUCUAGAAGUAGGAAGCCCAUUGCUGGUACUGGUAGAGAUGAGAUGAGGCCAACUGGUAUCCAGCAAGACCGAAAUCUGAAAGAAGAUAUUAUGGACACAAAUCUAAGAUCCAAAUUGCCUCCAGAACGAGCUGAAGACAAACCUAGUAGUUCAGGGUUGAGGCCAAAAGAAAGAGCUGAAGACAAACCUAGUAGUUCGAGUACAAGGCCAAAAGAAGUUGUGGAAUCUGUUCCUGUGCAAAAUCAAGCAGCUGCCCAAAAGUUACUUCAGAAACUGAAUCAACCGAAUCAGCAUGGUCGGCAUUCUAGGGGUCGGAGACAUAGGGGAAAAGAUCAAGAAGAAGAUGAAGUUGUAUUUACUCUUGAAGAAUUUGAAAAAAGAAAGACCCAAGUAAAGCCUUCUUAUAAUGACGAGGCUCUAGAUAUUAGCCGUGAUGAGUAUCUUGCUAGGCAGCUUCAGAAUCAAUUUAACCUUGAACAUUCUCAGGUACAAAGGGGUCCUCAUGAAUCUGAAGCAGAUAAUAUUCGAAUGAAUAUGUUCACAUAUGAAAAGGAUUCUGAUGACAGCUAUCAAACGGGAAGAGGAGGAAGAGGUAGAGGUAGAGGUAGAGGAAGGGGUAGAGGAAGAGGAAGAGGGAGGGGAAGACGUGGUUAA